Messenger RNA from Physcomitrium patens, 4414 nucleotides. Its product is annotated as la-related protein 1A. Gene Ontology annotation, molecular function: RNA cap binding. NCBI's taxonomy places the organism in Eukaryota, Viridiplantae, Streptophyta, Bryopsida, Funariales, Funariaceae. Gene Ontology annotation, biological process: mRNA stabilization. The record is from RefSeq and is a predicted model, not a curated record.
CUGUAGAGACAGGAACUACUACCCCCUUCCCCGUCCCCCAAACCCUAAAGCCCUCGACCAGGGGGAGUUGCGCAAUGUGCUGCUUCCCCUCAUCGCAUUGCAGCAGGCCCUACCUUACGACAGAUCAUCGAUCAUCCCCCCUCUCUCGCCCUCUCCCUCCUUCUAUUUCUCUCCUCUGGUUUAAUUGCGGGGUUCUUUCUCAGUGGCCUCCUUUGGCUUCAUCGUCACUUAGGGUUUUUCUCAUCUCAACUCUAUCAUGGCCUUGCCGCUGCCGCUGCGUUGCCUACCUGCAUCAUGACCUGUGCCUCUUGCCCCUCAAUCUCGCAGUGUUGGUUUUUGCUACUUCUCUUGUGAACAUUCCCGUGUCUCCACUUUCGAGUGCCUGUUCGGGAAUUGCAUCCUCUCUCCCACUGGAUAUCCUUCUUCUUGACGCCAGUGUGCGUUGCGGUCGCUGGGCGCCAGACUAUAGGGUCUGGGCGGGGGCCAGGCAUGGCAGUGGUCUCGGACACGGCCCCUGUGCCCUCUGCCGCUGCAGCUGCGCAGCCUGCGCCAGGUAACAAUGCUUCUGCUGGAGUUGCUAAGAGUGCGUGGUCGCAGGUUGUGCGCGGCGAGGUGGCACCAGCGGCUGCAGCCGAUGCGAUGCCUAAUGGCGGCAGUAGCAGCAGUGGCAGCAGCAGAAGCGAGACAGUUCCUGCUGCGGUAGAGUCUAGCUCUGUGACCGCAUCGAAAUUUAAUUCUGAAAUGUUUGGGCGAGGGGUGCAAUGCCCGGUAGAGGAGGUGUCUGCAUCUGUUGCACCAAUCCCCUCUAGCUCGAGAACCAUGGAAGAAAUCUCAUCUUCCAAAAUUGAGAAACAUUCUAAAGGAGAGCAGAAACAAACAGAGGUUGACACUCUGAAAGGCGAGCCGGGACAAAGUUCGGUUACGGUAGUCGCAAGUGGAGGCAGCAGUGGCGGCGAUGUUUUGAAGCCUGCCAAACCAGCUUGGAAGAGCGCUAGUAGUACUCUUGGUAAAAACCCUGCAACAGGACCUGUGAUGGGCGCUGUAGCAUGGCCGGCUUUGGGUGAUGCAAAGCCUUCUAAGGCGGCUCUCUCCGAGCAAUCCCUUAAAAAUUCCACUGCAGGAGUGCCUUCUGGCAAUUCAACCUCUCAACAGGCAGUUUCGGGAGUGCGAAGGGGACCAACUACGACCAAUGUCGAUCCAGGCACUGCUCAGGGCAUGAAGCCAAAGGGUAACCGAAAACCGCAUCAUGUCGAUCAUUUUUCACAGAGGACCGGUUCGGGUAAACCGAGCUCCUCUUUAGAUGUUGCAGCAUCUGAAGAGGCUGGUGUCACGACGAAUGUCGAGUCGUCAGCUCUGACGAAUGGGAGCGGGGCUGGUGCCAAGAAUGUGCAUGGAAAUGGAGGUGGUAACGAAAAGAACCGAGGUCAGUACUGGAGGGGGCAGGAUAAUUAUGGGUUUGGUGGUGCUGCGCGACCGAGGUCAAGGGACCAGGGUCGGUCCAAUAACCAUAACUGGAAUAACCAGCGAGGAUUUCGUAUGAACAAUGGCCCAUCAGUAUCUCUACGAGGUGGUUCAAGGAAUUAUAACAACAGGGGUGCGGUGAACAACAACAAUUUGCAUGAUUUUGGAAACACACCAGGUAGUUCAAGUGCUGGUCCUGUUUUUUUCCCGACUGGAGCGUCUGGUGGUGCUGGCCAAAGUUCAGCCCCGCCACUUCGUGCUAUGUUGGUGAAGCAAAUUGAAUACUAUUUUAGUAUGGACAAUCUCUGCAAGGACAUUUUUUUGCGUUCGAAAAUGGACAGCGAUGGUUUCAUUCCUAUAAAUGUUAUAGCGAAUUUUAAUAGGGUGCGGCAGCUGACUGAAGAUGCAUCCCUCAUUUUGGAUGCACUUCAGAAUUCUUCCUUGGUUGAAGUCAAGGGUGACAAGUUGCGCAAACGCGAUGAUUGGGCCACUUGGCUCCUUCCUCCUGCUUCAUCCCAGUUCACAUCAGCUGCUGUCACUACAGUUGAUUCCGUUAAAGGAGACGCUUUGAAUAGUGAAUUCCCGCAACAGGUUUUGCCAAAAACCACCAAUAAGAAUGCAACUGAAACUAAGACUGGGGAUGAUAGUUUGGAUAUUACGGAAAAACCGCCUGGGUCAUCGACAGAAAAAUCAGAAGGUGUAGCAGCGGGGGAAAAGUCUUCUAAAGAUACCUCGAAGUCAUCCACAGCCUUCGAAGGCAGCCCGUUGCCGGCUGAGAGAGUUGGAAGGGUUUGUGGUUUUCCUCCCCCGCCUGUUGGUCUUGCUACCGUUAUAGAUGUUGGAGCUUCUGUGGAAAACAAUGUUGUGCACACCGCUUCAGGAAUUGGCCUGGGAGUAUCUUCGAUUGAUCUGAAUACAGGAAGUGAAGAAAAGGCUGUUACAAAACAAAUGAAGUCGAAAAAACUAGAGUCAAAGGAUUCUGAUGGGCAGUGCAUGGCUAAAACUGAUGGACAGAUAGCGAACGCUGGUUCGAUGUCUGAUCCUGAACAUGUAGACCACCCUGGAGACUGGUUAACUCACACUGGAAAACGUCGGGCUUCUAGCAACAAGCGACCACCCACAUCACGGCUUGCAGGAGGAUUAUCGGCGGCUUUUACUGCCAAGGAAAAUCCCGAUGAGGAUACAUUUCAGCUUGACGAAGAACUUGAGACUUCCGAUCGUCCAAAUCUGAAGAGCCAUCAACCUUCAUCAAAAAGUGUGCAUGAUGAGGAGGAGGAAGAAGCAGAUAUCAAUGAUCGUGAUUUGCAGCGACUCAUCAUUGUGACCCAGAGUAAAAAGAUGGUCGGAAAGGUCGGGGAGAGGAAAGUUCCUGAAGCGCGAGAUCAGGGUCCGAAGAUCAUCCCAGAUGACCUUGUCUCCGUAAUAAAUGAUGGUCUUUAUUUCUACGAACAGGAGCUAUUGUCGGGCAAAGCAAAGCCGCGUACAGCUGUUCCGCCCGUUAAAGGCGCAGCAGGUGAAUCUAGUAGACCUAGUAGUUUUGGGGAAACUACUGGUCGUUUUCAUGGUGGGGGCAGCGUAGGGGUCACUGGCUCAGAUGGUCCCUUAAGGCCGCCCAGAGGGCAAAUGAGAUCUGCUCGUGGUAGCUUCCAGCAACGUCUUUUCCCUAGUUCGCGAUCUAGGCUUACAGCUGAGAGUCCUCCUAGUGACUCUGUUGGUUUCUUCUUUGGACUAACUCCUCCUGAUAAUCACAGUAUGUCUUUAUCAUCAUCGUACGGUUCAACGCGCAUGGGAUCAUCACCUUACGGUACUUCACCUGGCGGUAGUUUCAUGCCGGGCAGUAGCCCACCGGUGGGAUCAGUACCCAAGUCAUUUCCCCAUUUCCAGCAUCCAAGUCAUGCCCUUCUCGAAGACAAUGGCUUCAAGCAGCAAAAGUAUGCUAAAUACUACAAGCGCUGUUUGGUUGAACGGAAACGAGUCGGUAUUGGUUGUAGUGAGGAAAUGAACACUUUAUUCAGGUUUUGGUCUUAUUUUUUGCGGACGAACUUCAACACAUCCAUGUAUCAGGAGUUUAUAAAGCUAGCUGAAGAAGAUGCAGCGGCCAAGUAUAAUUAUGGAAUGGAAUGUCUUUUUAGGUUUUACAGCUACGGCCUGGAACAAAAGUUCAGGCAGGAUAUGUAUGAAGAUUUUGAGAGGCUUACGCUAGAUACUUAUAAGAAAGGCAACCUUUACGGCCUAGAGAAAUAUUGGGCAUUCCAUCAUUACCGCAAGGAUAAAAGCAAGAAGGAAGUCCCUAAACACCCAGAGCUGGAAAGGCUGCUUAGCGAAGAAUUCAGUACCAUGGCUGAUUUUCGCAAAGCUAAGGAAAGGUUAGCUCAGGAGGCUAAAGAAAAGGAAAGUAAUUCCGUCGAAGAUUCAUCUUCAGAGAACGGCCCAAUUGCAGCACCUGUUUCAUCCUAGCAAAUGAGAAUAGUAGGUGGAUCCGUCUCGUGUCUCCUAUGGCCUUAGUCUAGUUCUGACUUGGCUUGCUGUUGAUUGUCUGGACCUGUAACUUUUGCAAAGUGAUGCACCCGAGGUGUUUUGGGGCUCCAUUCCUGAAAUCGAUCCAUCAUGCUGCAAACAUCAGCGUGUUGGCAACUACAAGUUUGGGCUGUGAAGGGGUUGGAAGCAACCCGAUUAGUAGUGGUAGUUAUUGAUACCAUUGUUUAACAGUAGUUGCAUUUUGAAGAGGUUAAGUUUUCUUUAGUAACUUUUAAAUUUUUGAUUAGUAAGGAUCGUUAAGGUUUGGUGCUAUUUCAUUGCUACCUACGAAAUCCUUUUGUGGUAUAUUUUAGAUGCUGCCAGCUUCACGUUGAACAUCUUCUGGACAUCUCUUACCAUCCUGCUGUUAAAGCAGUUCAGCAGUUUUUUCUCAACUUUUACUUAAAUUCUAAUUUUGUUUCUUGUUUUUUCAAAA